UGAUGCCACAGGUUCCUCUGGGCACACUGCUCCCUGGCCACGCCUCCUUUCCCUUUCAUCUUUCUCAUUGACCAAUGGGCUUGGAGAAUUAAGGCCACGCCCCCAUUCUGCAUUCUAGUGGGGCCCUGGUUACGCCUCCUCUGGCUCAGUCACACAGCCGCCUGGUAGGUGACUGGAGGUGUUCGCUGAUGUGGCCCCAACCCUGCCUCCCUCCCCACCCCAUGAUGUUAGAAGAGACUCGACAAAGUCAAUUGGCAGCAGCCAAGAAAAAGCUAAAAGAAUAUCAGCAGAGGAACAGCCGUGGUGUUCCAGCAGGAGUGAAGACAAAAAAGAAGAAAACUGGCAGUAGCCCUGAGACAACCACUUCUGGUGGUUGCCACUUACCUGGGGAUAGCCGAAACCAAGAACCGGAAGUAGCCCUGGACUCAAGCUCCACAACAAUCAAUCAACUCUAUGAAAACAUAGAAUCACUGAAACAACAGAAGAAACAAGUGGAACAUCAGCUGGAAGAAGAAAAGAAAACAAACAAUGACAUACACAAAGCACAGACGGAGCAGUUAGAGACAAUCAACAUCCUCACGCUGGAAAAGGCAGACUUGAAGACCACCCUUUACCAUACUAAACGUGCCGCCAGACACUUUGAAGAAGAGUCCAAGGAUCUGGCCGGCCGCCUUCAAUACUCUUUACAGCGUAUUCAAGAAUUGGAGCGGGCUCUCUCUGCUUUGUCUACACAGCAGCAGGAAGAGGACAGGUCCUCGAGCCGCAGUGAAGCCGUCCUCCAGCGGCAGUUACAUCAGACCAGAAAGGAGCGGGCGCUGCUGAACGCACACGUGACACAGGUGACAGAGUCACUUAAACAAGUCCAGCUGGAGAGAGAUGAAUAUGCUCAACAUAUAAAAGGAGAGAGGGCCCGGUGGCAGGAGAGGAUGUGGAAAAUGUCGAUGGAGGCUCGCACAUUGAAGGAGGAGAAGAAGCGUGACAUACAUCGGAUACAGGAGCUGGAGAGGAGCUUGUCCGAACGCAAACACCAGAUGGCUGAGCCCCCGUCCCCGGUGGACCCUGCAGGGACCUCUGAGGUGGAACAUCUACAAGAUGAGGCCAAACACCUGAGGAAGGAGGUGGAAAGUCUGGAGGGAAAGCUCCAAUUCCAGAUGGAAAAAAAUCAGGUCUUGACUCUCCUGAGCAAGGAACAAAAGGAGAGACUCCAGGAGCAGGAGGAGAGGCUCCGAGAGCAGCAGGAGAGGCUUCAAAAGCAGGAGGAGAGGCUCCAAGAGCAGGAAGAGAGGAGGUUGCGGGAGGAGGAGAGACUAUGUGAACAAAAGGAGAGGCUUCGGGAGAAGCAGAAGAGGCUGGGGGAGCAGGGUGAGAGGCUGCAAAAGCAGGAGGACAGGCUACGAAAGCAGGAGGAGAGGCUGCGAAAGGAGGAGGAGAGAUUACAAAAGCAGGAAGACAGGCUGUGGGAGAAGGAGGAGAGGCUACGAAAACAGGAGAAGAGGCUGCGAAUGCAGGAGGAGAGGCUCGCGCUCUCCCAGGAGCACAAGUUCAACAAGCAACUGGCCGAGCCACAGUGCAGCUUUGAGGAUCUGAACAACAAGAACAAAAGCACACUGCAGUUGGAACAGCAAGUAAAGGAGCUGCAGGAGAAGCUGAGCAAGGAGUGCCUAGAAGCUGCCAGCCAGCAGAACCAACAGCUGGAGACCCAGCUGAGUCUCAUGCCUCUUCCUGGACAAGGAGAUGGAGGAGGACAUCUGGACAGUGAGGAGGAGGGGGUGCCUCGGCCUAUGCCGAGUGUCCCAGAGGACAUGGAGAGCCAGGAGGCCACGAGUGGCUUUAUGGACCUCCCGAGGGAGAAGGUGGAUGGGAAGCAGCAGGUGGAGAAACUAGAGCUUGGAUUCUUCCAGCUCUCUGGAGCAACAGAUGGCAUGAGAGAGCACAUCACGGUAUAUGAGAGCCAGGGGGCAGAGCCAAACACUCAGCACAAGGAGGAGGAAGCCAGCAGGCUGGCCCAGAAGGAGGAAGAGAUGAAGGUGAAGCUACUGGAGCUGCAAGAUAUGGUGUUGCCGGUUGUGGGCGACCACGAGGGGCAUGACAAAUUCCUCCCUCCUGCCCAGAACCUUCUUGAUGAGCCCGCUCCAGGGGCCCCAGCCCCCCAGGAACUUGGGGCUGAGGAGGAGCAGGGUGAUUUUCAGGACAGCGUGGAGCCUGCACGGGGACAGGCCAGGGAGGGUUCUCCCCGUGACAACCCCACUGCACAGAAGAUCCUGCAGCUGCUUCCUGUAACGCAGGACACCCAGGAGCACCCAGGCUUGGCCAGCAAACCCUGCGUGCCAUUCUUUUACCGGGCAGCUGAGAACAGAGAGAUAAACAUCAUCAUCAUCUGAGAGCUGGUCAAGAAAUUUAAAAACAACAACCAAAAUUAUGGGGUUAAUCCCCUACAUAAUUCAUCUACUUCAUUGAAAUGUUAGAGCCACUCACGUUUAUUUAUGUUUCUAAUUUACAGUUUAAUUUUAUUUAUAAAAAGUUAAGGGAGAGGGAUCUUUCCCUGAUGUUCACUCUGGCAUCCGUUAGCAUUUUUGUUUUUAAUUGAUAAUUGUAGAUCAUCAGCUCACAUAUCGAGUUUGCCCUUACAUGGUGGGAGUUCAAACACACAAAGACCCACUAUUUGCACAAAACUAUUCUUACUGGUUUGGAAUAGGCUGCCCUGCUUUUUAAAUGUUAUUGCAGCAUGUAUAUUCAUUACAGAAUUCAGAUAAAAUUUGCUUAUGUUCUG
Messenger RNA from Macaca mulatta (Rhesus monkey), 2770 nucleotides. The record is from RefSeq and is a predicted model, not a curated record. Lineage: Eukaryota; Metazoa; Chordata; Mammalia; Primates; Cercopithecidae.